This is a messenger RNA of Sycon ciliatum, 6204 nucleotides long. Its product is annotated as filamin-A-like. Gene Ontology annotation, molecular function: actin filament binding. The transcript is spliced from 6 exons. Bases 542 to 5815 code for a protein of 1757 amino acids. The record is from RefSeq and is a predicted model, not a curated record. Lineage: Eukaryota; Metazoa; Porifera; Calcarea; Leucosolenida; Sycettidae. Gene Ontology annotation, biological process: actin cytoskeleton organization.
GUUGCGCAGCACAGGCGGUUAUCAUGGUUACUGAGUAUGACGGAACUGUCGCACUGACAACCGGUCGCAUGCACGCAGCGCAGUGCACUAGCCUUGAUCUUUCCGACUUUCGAUCAGUUCCCGUCCGACUGUCUGUGCUCCGUCAGAAUGCCGGGUCGUAACGACGCGCCUGCGCGGGGGGUAGUGCCACUAGUAGUAGUGGUGCGACUCGCAGAUCAUGACAGCGACGCGUCGACGACCACUCGGUGACCAGUAGAUCUAGCCGACGUCGACAUCAGACUCAGCUUACGAUGAGUUCGUAGAAUCCUUUCCCUGUUCCCUGUUCCCAACUCGCUACGGAGUGGUGACCAGGGGUUUGUACGAUCCCUUGGUUGUGACCAACAGCUGCAGCCUAGCCAUCGCCGCCGCCUCCCUGAAACGUCGCUGCGCAGACCGCGCGUCUACCAUGUCUACGGAGCACGUUGUGAGUGUCCUCGUCACGCGGAAGCAGGCAAGCGAUUCGGCGUGACACAAGGAAGAAACCGCCAGUAGAGAAGGAACGAUGAGCUCCCACAGCGACCCGGAUGAAAUCCAGGAGCUAACAAUGCGAUCCUGGUGCAAUUAUCAUCUAUGCCAGGCCAAGAAGACACCCAUGGUCAACCUAGGCACGGACUUCAAGACCGGUGUGCCUCUUAUCAAUCUGCUGGAGGUGUUAUCGGGCAGGGAGCUCCAGGCGCCAUUUCCUUAUCCUAAUGGGCCGGGGCACUAUCAAGAAAAUAUGGAGUAUGCCCGUUUCCACAUGAGGAAACUGGGCAUUGUCGUCAGCCACAUCGAUGAGUUCUUGGUCGUUAAAGACGCCAGUGUGAGAAAGUACGUGCGCCUCAUCUGGUCCCUGAUAGUGUUCUUUCAGAUCAGUGCAGCCGUGCCACUGAAGCCUGGUGUCAAGUUCAAGCGCAAGCCAACACCUCGCCUGUUGCUCCUGGCUUGGGUGCAGAGAAAGCUGGAGGGCAAGAGAAAAGUCAGUAACUUUACGACAGACUGGCGCGAUGGCUUGGCCCUGGCAGCGCUUGUGGAUGCCAUUUCCCCGUUUCUCAUGCCCUUCUGGGUAGUAAGAGACCCGAGCUACUCUGUGCGGAAUGCAAUUGAUGCAAUGAAGGUUGCCGGGCGAUGGCUGAGCGUGCCAAGGAUACUUCAACCUCAUCACAUGGUGAGUGACAAUUGCGAUCAGCUCAGCCUGAUGACCUACAUCUCCUAUUUUCCGCUGGCGAAGCUGAGGGUCUCGGCUCCGCUUAUGUACCCAAAGAACACACAAUCUACCUACCUCCCUGACGCGCUCAAGAAGAUGCUUUUACGCCCAGGCAAGGAAGACUGCCCCUUGUUCAUCAGGAUCUGUGAGGUCAUGGAGAAAGCUGUUGCGCGUACUUCGUCUGCGGAGCGGAGAAGGAGAGCACGCGUCGAAGCGGGCAAAGAAACAGCUGCCGAUAAGCGCAAGGCGGAGGCGGCAUUGGCGAGGAUCAUGUCCAGGAGGCAUCUCAGUUCACAGCAAUCACAUACAACGGGUGGUAGAUACCGGUCGCUGGCAGCUCACAGCAAAAGGACCACACACCUGCACCAGAGAGCUGCAGGUCUGAAACAGGCCAGGGCGUCUGGAGGCAAUCGCCACGGUCCGAGUAAGAAGGGUGUCGAAAAGCAGAACACCGCGCCAGUGUGUGAUGCGACGAAACUCAUUGUGACAGGAAACAUCACUGGCCGCAAGCGCUGCAUUCUAGCUCGCAACGGAACGGCCACGUUCUCGGUGGAUGCUAAAAAUGCUGGAAGUGGCCAGCUUUCGGCCAAUGUCUACUGCGGAAGCGAGCACUGUGAAAUAGAGCUCACCUGCACUGAUGAGCAUAUCUAUGAGGGUGGAUUUGUGGCUGCGGACUACGGCGAAUAUGUCUUGUCGCUGAAGUGGAAUGGUGUUGAUAUACCGGGUAGUCCCUUUACCAUCAUAUCCAGCAUGCAUGAACUGGACUUUGCCAAGGUCUUUGUUGAGGGGCCAGUCGUGGAGAACACAUAUCACGUGGUUGGAAAGCCGGCAAUCUUCCGCGUCACCGACCACAACUUCACCAAGCAGCCACUGCAAGUGCUCGUUAACGGGCCUGGUGGCAAGCCUGUUGACGUUGAGAUAGACACGGACGGCAGUCACAUCAAGGGCAUGCAGAAUGGUGUGCACAAUUGCAGGUUCCGCCCUGAGCACAGAGGCCCGCACACGGUUAGCGUUGCCCUGGGAGGCUACGUGCUGCCCUCCAGUCCGCUCACACUGUACGCCCUGUACCUGACGGACGCUGGCAGCUGUGUGGCAGGUGGCGACGGACUCCAGCCCUUCAGGGGCCACGUGAACGAGCAGGCAACGAUCACCGUGGACACCGGCAGGGCUGGGACCGGCAACCUCGACGUCUCAGUGAAGAGCCCCUCUGAUGUCGAGUUGAACCUGGUAGGUUCUUUCGACGAAACGGAAGACCUGGCCACUAUGUACUACACGCCCAGACUGCCUGGACUAUACACUGUCACCAUUGAGUUUGCCGGACAGCACGUCAAGGGAAGUCCAUUCCCAGUCAAUGUUAUUGACCGUAAACUGGUCAAAGUCUCCCUUCCAGAUGCGGCGACGAAAUUUCAUCGCCUGUGGGUAGACAAGCCUUUUGAAGUCAGCGUGGACACAACCAAGGCAGGUCCUGGACGCCUACGCUUGAUAGCGCAAUCGAAACUAAUGGAUGAUGCUCCGCUAGCCCUUCUAGGUGAGCAUGUACUGUCGGCAGCACAACACGAAAUUACAUACUCGCUAGACCUGAUCGGAAGUUACAGGCUUGACUUUGACUACUCACACAAUGUUGUGCCGGGGAAUUCAUUCGACGUUCAAAUCAUUGAUCCUAGGAAAGUGCGUGUACACGGUGCAGGCCUGCAGGAAGGCAAUGUGGUCGGACACGCCUGUCCGUUCACGGUGGAGUUUGCAGAGGCUGGCGAUGCUCCGGUUGUCGCCCUAGUCAGCGGGCCUGCGAAGACCCAGCUGCGCACCACUCUUGUUCAAGGUCAGCGGCUGGAGUGUGUCUACUUCCCGACAGUGGCCGGUGACUAUACAGUGAGAGUGCUGUGUGACGGUGAGGACGUCUCAUGCAGCCCCGUCCUGGUGCAGGUCGGUGAGUUCAGGGACGCGACAAAGUGCACUGUCACGGGCCCCGGCGUGCACCCCGCCACGGGUUUGCUGGCUCGACUGCGCACCGUCUUUGAUGUGGACGUGAGCCAGUGCGGCUGCGGCAGCCUGGAGGUGAUGGUAUCGCACACUACCGACGGGGGUCCAGUCCAGUGCAGCGUGCAAUGCGAUGACAGCAUGCCAGGUGUUAGCCACUGUUCCUAUGAACCGUUACUAGGCGGAAGACACAAAGUCUCGAUCAAGUUUGCCGGGCGACAUGUACCCGGCUCACCUUUCUACACCGACGUCAAGUGGCCAAAGGACUCGGAGCGGGUGACAGUACUCUCCGAAGACUUCCCGCGUGCCUUGACGUUGGGCGAGGCGGUCACUUUGCAAGCCAUGUGCAAGGAGGCUGGCGAUGGCAAGCUGCGGUUUGAAGUUCAGCCCAGCGAACAAGACCACCGGACCAGAGAGAUACUGCCAGAGCUGGAGCAGACACAGGAUGGUGGCAGGCGGUCAUUUCAGUUCGUGCCAAAUGUUGUGUCUGACCACUUACUGCACGUCACCUAUGACUCUUCACCCGUGUGUGCUGCACCGUUCAAACUGCACGUCGAGCCACGCACACCGAGGAACAUCAUACACGCCGAAGGUGCCGGUCUGCAACCACAAGGGGUGCAGACCGGCUUACCGGCGGAGUUCACCAUCCGUAACGUGAGCGACACGACACGCCUCACAGUGCGAGUCGAAACGCCCAGCCACGGUCCGUACAAUCUGCAGAUUACUCCGGCCAGCUCACGUGCCGCUAAGCAGGACCUUGUCGUGCUGAAUGCGGGAUACCUGCCCAGUAUGGUGGGUCAGCACACAGUACACAUCCUCUAUGCCGGGCAACACAUACGCCAGAGUCCUUUCCAGGUCAGCAUCGGCAAUGCGUCAAAGUGCAUCAUAGUCGGGCCAUCAGUUAGCAACGAUAGCGUGGCUCACGUGGGCAAGUUGGUCGAGUACACCGUGUUGGUUCCAGUAGCUGCUGGUCCAGGCAGCACUGCCAUCAUCGUCAGAGACCCACACGAUAAUGAUCUCCACUUACCUGCCGAGUCGCAACAGGAAAGGACUGGGGAGAUGGUAUGCAGGGUGCGGUUCCAGCCCCAGGAGGUCGGUGUCUAUGAGGUGAACGCUACGCACUGCGGAGGCCUCGUUCCGCGAGCGCCGUUCUCGCUCAAGUGCAUCGACCUGUCACUGGUCGAAGUAAGUGGCAGUUGCCUGGAGGGUGUCCUUGUCGGCAGUAGGCUCAUAGUGAAUGUGAACAGCCAAGCUGCUGGACCUGGUCAGCUGACCUGGUCCCUCGAUGAUACUCAACUGCAUGUACAGCAUGACCAACCAGCACCUGGCCUGCACAAACUAUCCUUCGUUGCUACUGCUGUAGGGGAACGUCGACUGACGCUGAAGUUUGCCGGAUGCGAGCUGCCGUGCUCUCCAAUAUGCCUGCCUGUGUACGAUCUAACCAAGGUGAAGCUAAGAGAUCCAUAUCUCAAAGAGAACGAUGAGGAGUUUCACAUAGUCUUUAUCAAUGAAGUCAUCAAUAUACCCAUUGAUCUCCGAACAGCUGCGCCUAUCACCUCCAUCGCCACUGGCAAGAUGGAGACGCCGUCUGGAAACUUGGUGGAUGGUUUUGUUUCGGCCAACUUGCUGGGUAUCAAUCAAAUGAAGUUCACACCAACGGAAGUCGGGGUGCACAGGAUUGAGCUCGAGUUCUUUGGCGUGGUUUUUCCGAAUAUGCCGUUGACAUUUGCCUGCGUAGAUCCUUCCGUCGCUGAGUUUGAACCCGAUCAAUUGGACCACGUCAUUGUGGAUAUACCGACUUCCAUCGUGCUAAAUGCUUCUCGGUGUUACGAUGGCUGCGAACCAAAGUUGGAGUCAUAUGUGACUGAACGCAACCACAACUUAAAGUACUGCGAUGUUGACGUGGAGACCAUCACCUCCAGACCAGGGCAGUUCCGCUUGACAUUUACCCCCACCCAACCAGGCAGAGGCAAGCUGCGCGCAGACCUUUUCGGCUGCCCGGUCUCUGGCAGCCCGAUGGUGUUCAGCAUUUGCGACCCGGCCUUGUGCACGAUGGAGGGCAGCGGUCUAGGCCCGACAGUGCGGGUUGGCAAGCCACUUAGCUUCACAGUGGACUGCAAGCGUGCGGGAAUGGGCGCUCUAACCGCAGUCAUCCACAAUGCCAGAACUCAUGAGCAGCUCGAGGCGGUCGUGUCUCAGACAUAUCGGCGCGGCACGUUCGAUGUCUCGUAUCAGCUUAGUUCUCUCGGCACGUACAGAGUGGCCGUUGGCUUGGCCGGUCAGCGGAUCCCCGACAGUCCCUUCACUAUAAUAGCCAUUGACCCAUCGCAGGUCAGCAUCCGGGGGAGGAUGCUGAAGGUUGUCAACGUCAUGGACGAAGAGGUCAGCUUCACAGUGGAUGCCAGCCAGGCCGGUGAUACCGCACAGCUGAGUGCUGAACUGGUCGAGCCCAUUCAAGAUGAAAUCUUACUGGAGGAGCAAGAACAGGGCGUGUACAUUGCAAGGUUCACACCUCACCAGCCAGAAAUGCACAUCGUCAACGUCUACUUGGCUGGCUUUCUCGUACCUGAGAGUCCAAUUCAGAUUUCUGUUACAGAACUCUAUAUUGGAUAGCCAGUGCUCACGUGUUGUCGUGUCUUUCCAGCUGGCAACCGUAACUAUAACAUCACAUCAAGCGUAGUGGAACAUAAAAUGGAAUAUGAGAGUCAUGUUGCUUAUCAUCCUGAACUGGCCUGGCCAUUGCUUGAUCAAUUCCAACCGUAGUAGCCACUCCGCCUUGACUCCAUGUUUGUGUGCAUCAUAAUAAUUAGUAUACGUGCACGCGCGCGCGCGCGCUCGUGUGUGUGUGUGUGUGUGUGCUCAGACUCCUCCUGACUUUUCUUUCACAUGAGUCUCCUAGGUGGUUACCAAGAGCCAGUGCAUGCCGGAGUAUGUGGUGUGAUGUGUGUGCGGGGAAAAAAUGAAAAAGACCAAAAUGUAGGGAUUUCCUGGCCAGAAAAAGU